Molecule: messenger RNA, 1406 nt
Organism: Bursaphelenchus okinawaensis
Lineage: Eukaryota; Metazoa; Nematoda; Chromadorea; Rhabditida; Aphelenchoididae
Source: the annotation of a GenBank genome assembly
AUGCCUUCAUACGAACUUCUAUACUUCAACGCCUACGGACGCGCCGAACCCAUCCGUCAGUGCUUCACCUACGCCGGAAUCCCAUUCAAAGACAACAGAAUCGAGUUCAACGACUGGCCUACGACUAAAGGAGAUACUAAACGUUAGUUGUAUAUUCAGUUUGAAUGAAAUUUUACAGAAACUUAAAGGUUGUUACCUAAAUUUUGAAAAAAAUCUCUCAGAUUAAGCCUAUGUCUUGAAGCUUACCCUAUAAGUCUAAACUAGAAUCCAAAGCCUAAACCUAGAAGCAUAAGCCUAGAAACCUCAGCCUAUCAGCCUAAACCUAAGGAUUUGCCAAUAUUGUUUCAGGCAUUCCAUACGGCCAAGUCCCAAUCCUCCUAAUCGAUGGUAAACCAUUGGCCGAAAGUCACACCAUUACCCGUUAUGCUGGCAGAGUAAGCAAAUUGGACGGUAACACUCCUGAAGAAACCGCUUUCAUCGACCAGGCAUAUGAAAUUACCAGGACUUUCUACGAUUCCGCGUUCCCAUACUUCAAAGUCGUCUUGGGCUUUAGUGAAGGUGAUAAGGUAAGGUUUGUUAGUUAAAACUUGACAAUCUGUGUAGUUUGUUGUCAAAAACAUCAAAUUCUAGGUGGUUUGGUACCUAAAAUAUAAAAAUCUAGAAAGGCUGUUACCUGAAAAUAGAAAAUCUAGAGGGUUUGUUAUCUAAAAAGUGAAACUCACGAAAGCUUGUUACCUAAAAUAUAAAACAUCACGUUGAUUGAAAAAAUAUUACCUGAAUUUUAGUAGAAUGUCCGAAAAAUAAUUUUAAAACCUUAAAUUUAAUUCUGAAGCUUCGCUGAAGAGUAAACGGAGAGUUGUUACCUAAAAUAAGAAAACCUCGCUAAAACAACAAAAUCUUACCUGAAAUUUGAUUGAACUUCAACGAAAAUAUUAAAAAAAGUUGAAUAAGCCUCAUUAAACGUGAUAGCAUCCGUUUUUUUUACCUAAAACACAAAAAAAAUCGAAAAAAAUCAAACUCUUACCAUCAACCUGACCAAAACUUAUAGCUAUACUCCUUCUAUGAACAAAAUUCUCUGGAAUCUUUUCAAAUUUAAAACUACUUACUUUUAUUCAACAGUAGAAUAAAUCAUCGUAUUCCAGGAGCAAUUAAAGAAGGAAGUAUUUGCCCCAGCAGCUGAAAAACAACUCAAAAACAUCGAAAACCUCCUACAGCCAAGCGGAUUCUUUGGACCAUCAGGACCAACUUAUGUCGACUUUUUCUACGCCCAAAUCACUGAAUUUUACAACCAACAUGCUCCUGAAGUUCUAGGUAAAUAUCCAGCUUCGUUGGAACAUGCUAAACGUGUACACCGCUUGUCACAGCUCCAGGAAUACUUCAAAAACAGACCUAGCGCCAACUUCUAA